Molecule: messenger RNA, 2754 nt
Organism: Seriola dumerili (greater amberjack)
Lineage: Eukaryota; Metazoa; Chordata; Actinopteri; Carangiformes; Carangidae
Product: serine hydroxymethyltransferase, mitochondrial-like
Exons: 12
Coding region: 31-1539 (502 amino acids)
Biological process (GO): regulation of oxidative phosphorylation; protein homotetramerization; folic acid metabolic process
Cellular component (GO): BRISC complex; mitochondrial inner membrane; cytoplasm
Molecular function (GO): glycine hydroxymethyltransferase activity; pyridoxal phosphate binding; zinc ion binding
Source: RefSeq, a predicted model, not a curated record
UUUGGUUGUUCCGGGCCUCUGCUGUCAGACAUGCUUACUUUGUCAUUACGCCACACAUUACAGCCCUUCUUCCACAGGGUUUCAGGAUGUUUGGGCCAAGGUCAUCAGAUCACUGUGGAGUCGUGCAGGCGAGGCCUCAGCAGUACCAGUGGGUGGUCAGGACAGGAAAGUCUGGCCCAGGAUGACCCAGAGAUGUGGAGCCUCCUCCAGCAGGAGAAGGACCGGCAGUGUCGGGGGCUGGAGCUCAUAGCAUCAGAGAACUUCUGCAGCCGUGCAGCGCUUGAGGCGCAGGGCUCAUGUCUGAACAACAAAUACUCUGAGGGAUACCCGGGACAAAGGUACUAUGGAGGUGCAGAGAUCGUAGACCAGAUUGAGCUGCUGUGUCAGAAACGAGCGCUUGCUGCCUUUGGUCUGGACCCAGAUUUGUGGGGUGUCAACGUCCAGCCAUACUCCGGCUCCCCUGCUAACUUUGCAGCCUACACAUCUGUGCUGCGGCCUCAUGACCGCAUCAUGGGCCUGGAUCUGCCCGACGGAGGACACCUUACCCACGGCUACAUGACAGAUGCCAAGAGAAUCUCAGCCACCUCCAUCUACUUUGAAUCGAUGCCUUAUAAACUGGAUCCUAAAACAGGUCUGAUAGAUUAUGACCGGCUAGAGAGCACGGCCCGACUCUUCAGACCAAGACUCAUCAUCGCAGGGACCAGUGCCUACGCUCGCCUCAUCAACUACGCUCGCAUGAAGAAGCUGUGUGUGGAGCUGAAUGCCUACCUGCUGGCAGACAUGGCUCAUAUCAGCGGCCUGGUGGCAGCAGGAGCUGUUCCCUCUCCUUUCCAACACGCCGACCUGGUCACCUCCACUACCCAUAAGUCCCUACGUGGAGCAAGGGCUGGUCUGAUCUUCUACCGGAAAGGUGUGCGGUCUGUGGAUAAGAAAGGUCUGGAGGUGACCUAUGACCUCCAGGACAGGGUGAACUUUGCUGUGUUCCCUUCACUUCAGGGAGGCCCUCACAAUCAUGCCAUUGCUGGGGUGGCCGUCGCCCUCAAACAGGCUUCCACUCUCAUGUUCAAACAGUAUAUCGCUCAAGUGCUGCUGAACGCCAAGGCCAUGGCUAACGCUCUGCUGAGGAGAGGCUACACCCUGGUGUCAGGUGGAACGGACAAUCACCUGGUCUUGGUUGACCUUCGACCUCGCGGGAUUGACGGGGCUCGGGCAGAGAGGGUCUUGGAGCUGGUGUCCAUCACUGCCAACAAGAACACCUGCCCCGGAGACAAGAGCGCCCUGACUCCAGGAGGACUCAGGCUUGGAACCCCGGCUCUGACCUCCAGACAGUUCGGCGAGGCAGACUUUGAGAAAGUUGUGGAAUUUAUUGAUGAAGGGAUCCAGAUCGCACUGGAUGUGAAGAAGAAGACUGGAAACCUGGCCAGCUUCAAGUCCUUCCUUCUGGAGGACCCAGAGACAGUGUCACGCGUCACAGAGCUCCGCCAGCGGGUGGAGCUAUUCUCCAGGCCCUUCCCCAUGCCAGGAUUCACUGACCACUGACAACAGCACAGACACAUGUAUCUAUGCUAGUCAUAAAAACAUCAAGUUAGAUCAAAAGAGAAAGGUUUGAUCAAGUGAUGACUCAUAUAAUUUCAGUAUCACAUGUUUAUUAUUUUCUAAUGGCUGUAACAAUAAUGCUAAUGUGUAAUAGUAAUGUAAUAACUUAUUACAAGUGGUCCCAUUAUUUUAUGUAUAACACAUUAUGAUAUAGCAAUAAGCAGAUAUAGCGGUUUUAUAUAUAUAUAUAGUGGUUAAAUAAUUUGUCAACAACUAUAACUCAAUGAAUGGAGGCUAGUGUAUAAAAAGCUAAUAAAUGAUAUAUAGUAAAACACUUAAAUGUGUCCUUACCUACUGCUACAUUAUAUCAUGUUAUAAAUCAUUUAUUAAGUGUUCAUUAACAGCUUAUAAAUGUGAAAUAAGGAGACUUACAGUAAAUUAGUGUUACCUCAGUGUCUUGUGCUCCUGAUGAAGUGAUGUCACAAUAAUGAGAUGAUGUUAAAUUGCAGCAGGUUAUCACAUCAGCAGGUUUAAAUAAAUUAUCUCAUUCAGCAGAACAACUUGUUACACUUUGGCGACUUAUUAGAGUAGGGGACAAAAUUCUCAUCAGCCACUUUGGGAAAUUAUGUUUGAACCUUUUAGAUAUGGAAAAGGAUUGGUUUCGUGCAGGCAAGAGAUGACCAGGUCAGUAAUACUGAUCAUUUCCAUAAAGAUGGAAUUCAUUAAAAACAAAAAAAAUUUAAUAAAAAAAUGUUGCACAGUAGUGUACAUCAUCUGUAGCUGCUGCAGUUUUCACUUGACAGACAGACCACAAGUGUUUUAGGUAAUUGUUUUUUUGUCCCCAAGCUCUUUCUAGAGCUCUCUCUCAACGUUAGGCCCUGGGAAACUCACAGUAGCUGUGUUGGGAAGUGAACUCACGCUCAGUUCACACCCACAAAACUACAAACCAAAAAUCACCCAUAGCUUCACUUUGAUUUGCUCUUGUAAAGGAUUUGUGAAGAGUGUACAAUGUAAAUACAGUAGAUCUUCUUCAGUGUAAUAAAAAGCCAUCCUGAAUGUUUGAUGACUUUCCUUUCAGAGGCUCUCUUGUCACUUGCGUUGGUCUGGCUGUGGGAUGAAAGCCUGCUGCUGUGUAAGAUUUGAUAGAGAGGCAGAUGAUUUAUGUUUACAGUGAAAGGAGGGAAGAGACUCUUCAGAUUAAAUAAACACUGAUCCGUG